GUUUUUGUUGUUUAAAUAAACAGAUUUUUUUCUAAACGGCUGAAUUCUUUUUAGAUGUAAUUAUGCAAAGCGUCCACCAGAUGUCGCCGUUGCAGCAUCUAAAUCAGCGUCUGUUGAGCUUUAAACGGAUUAAAACUGAUUAGUUUUGAUGGGAGCAAAGAAAGAAAGAUUUCCUGCAGAGCUCGCCAGGAAAGCAGAAACUUCCCACAAUAUUUCAGCUGAGAUUUACUGGAAAGUUCAACCAAAACCUCUCAUGACCGGAUGUUUGUGCCGGAAGUCGAUGCUGAAACCAUCAAAAUAAAAUGCUUACAAAAAUAAAGAAAAACACACCUUGAAGCUGGUGGAGCAACAUCUGCUGGAGCUGAAAGCUGAUUGGCUGCAGCCUCUCUGCUCUGACACGUGAUUCGUAGAUCAGAGCUCAGAGCUGUUGCUGUUUUCAGGAAAUGAAACUCACACAGUCACUGUGACCGAGAGGAGAAAUGGAGCAGAACCAGCUGGACCGAGAAACCUUGUCCUGUUCGAUCUGUCUGGAUCUACUGAAGGAUCCGGUGGCUAUUCCCUGUGGACACAGCUACUGUAUGAAGUGUAUUAAAAACUUCUGGGAUGAAGAGGAUCACAAAGGAAUCCACAGCUGCCCUCAGUGCAGGGAGACCUUUACACCGAGGCCCGUUCUGAAGAAAAACACCAUGUUAGCAGCUUUAGUGGAGCAGCUGAAGAAGACUGGACUCCAAGCUGCUCCUGCUGAUCUCUGCUAUGCUGGACCUGAAGAUGUGGCCUGUGAUUUCUGCUCUGGAAGAAAACUGAAAGCCAUCAAGUCCUGUUUAGUCUGUCUGGCCUCUUUCUGUGAGAAACACCUUCAGCCUCAUUAUGAUUCAGCUGCAUUUAAGAAACACAAGCUGGUGGAGCCCUCCAAGAACCUCCAGGAGAACAUCUGCUCUCGUCAUGAUGAGGUGAUGAAGAUGUUCUGUCGUACUGAUCAGAAGUGUAUCUGUUAUCUCUGCUCUGUGGAUGAACAUAAAGGCCACGACACAGUGUCAGCUGCAGCAGAAAGGACUGAGAGGCAGAGAGAGCUGGAGGUGAGACGAGAAAACAUCCAGCAGAGAAUCCAGGACAGAGAGAAAGAUGUGAAGCUGCUUCAACAGGAGCUGGAGGCCAUCAAGCACUCUGCUGAUAAAACAGUGGAGGACAGUGAGAAGAUCUUCACUCAGCUGAUCCGUCUCAUCCAGAAAAGAAGCUCUGAUGUGAAGCAGCAGAUCAGAUCCCAGCAGGAAACUGAAGGGAGUCGAGUCAAAGAGCUUCAGGAGAAGCUGGAGCAGGAGAUCACUGAGCUGAAGAGGAAAGACGCUGAGCUGAAGCAGCUCUCAGACACAGAGGAUCACAACCAGUUUCUCCACAACUACCCCUCACUGUCAGCACUCAGUGAGUCUACACACUCAUCCAGCAUCAAGAUCCGUCCUCUGAGCUACUUUGAGGAUGUGACAGCAGCUGUGUCAGAGCUCAGAGAUCAACUACAGGACAUCCUGAGAGACGCAUGGACAAACAUCUCACUGAGACUCACUGAGGUGGAUGUUUCACUGUCAGAACCAGAACCAAAGAGCAGAGCUGGAUUCUUGAGAUAUUCGUGUGAAAUCACACUGGAUCCAAACACAGCAUACAGUCGUCUGUUACUAUCAGAGGGGAACAGGAAGGUGACAGUGAUAAAUAAACCUCAGUCUUAUUCUAGUCAUCCAGACAGAUUCACUGGUUGGUAUCAGGUUCUGAGUAGAGAGAGUCUGACUGGACGUUGUUACUGGGAGGUGGAGAGGAGAGAGAGUGUUUAUGUAGCAGUCGCAUACAAGAAUAUCAGCAGAGCAGGAGGAGGGAAUGAAUGUGGAUUUGGAUGGAAUGACAAAUCUUGGGCAUUAUAUUGUUACCAAGGAGGUUAUAAAUUUGGUCACAACAACAUCUGGACCUCCAUCUCAGGUCCUGGUUCCUCCAGAGUAGGAGUGUACCUGGAUCACAGAGCAGGUAUUCUGUCCUUCUACAGCGUCUCUGAAACCAUGACUCUCCUCCACAGAGUCCAGACCACCUUCACUCAGCCGCUACACGCUGGAGUUUGUGUUGGAGAUUCUGCUGAGUUCUGUAAACCCAAAUAGACAGAAUCCACUGAAGGUUCAGUGAGUUUGAUUCUGGUUUUUAAAUCUCCAGCAGAUUAUUUUCUUGAUGGUUGUUGUUUUAUGUCUAAACUGCACAGAAAUCAACAUCAGAGAUUGUCAGCACUUGUUUUUUCUUCAGAAUUGAUGUUCUGGUUCUGUUGGGUUUGUUCAUUUCUCAUCAUUGUUUUCUAAACCAGCUGAUCAGCACCGGAAUAAAAAAAAAUUCAAAUUGCUUCAUUUUUCUGUUGAAAAUGUAAAAAAAAUCAAACAUAUCUCAGAUUCAUGAGAAUUCGUUUGAAUUAUUUCAAAAACUCUUUCAACAUAUAAUUAUAAAAAAGAAUUAUUGUUUUAUUUUUGUUUUAAAAUGUAAAUAAAUGACAUUUCUUAGA
Fundulus heteroclitus (mummichog) is the source of this 2524-nucleotide messenger RNA. RefSeq names its product tripartite motif-containing protein 16-like. The coding region runs from base 480 to 2135 and encodes 551 amino acids. Gene Ontology annotation, molecular function: protein binding; zinc ion binding. The transcript is spliced from 2 exons. NCBI's taxonomy places the organism in Eukaryota, Metazoa, Chordata, Actinopteri, Cyprinodontiformes, Fundulidae. The record is from RefSeq and is a predicted model, not a curated record.